Molecule: messenger RNA, 1574 nt
Organism: Daktulosphaira vitifoliae (grape phylloxera)
Lineage: Eukaryota; Metazoa; Arthropoda; Insecta; Hemiptera; Phylloxeridae
Exons: 4
Coding region: 171-1574 (467 amino acids)
Source: RefSeq, a predicted model, not a curated record
UUAUAGUAUUAACUGUUUAUCUAGCAUGUUUUGUGUGUACUUUAUGUUAAUUUUGAGUACUUUGUUUUUGGUUAUUUUGUUUGUGUUCAGAUUUUGGUAAUUAAAAUACACAAAUAAUAAUAAUAUAAUGAAGCGUCGUACGUUAAAUAUGGUUCAAAUGGCUGAAAAAAAUGAAACAAUCUCCCAUUCUAGUAAGAAGUGUAAUAAGUUCUAGGAAACGAAAUCAAAAUUCUUUAAAAAUAAGAAAUGUCACUUAUGAAUAUUAUUUCAAUCAUGAUGGAAGACCUAAAAAGUGCUGCAAAAAAUGUUUUCUGACUACAUUACAUGAAAAUGAGAAGUUUGUCCGUACAGCUAUUGAAAAUAAAAAUUGUAGUCCACCUGGUAUUACCAAGUUAGAUGGUCGUGGAAAAAGAUGUCCUGUUAACAAAACUACAGAAGAAGCAAUUUUAAAUGUUCAAAAACAUAUUUCAACAUUCCCAACAUAUGAAAGUCACUAUACUCGCCGUACUAAUGAUACAAAGUAUUUACCAUCACAUUUAAAUCUUACUUUGAUGUACAAAUUAUACCGUUCUGAGACUGAAAAACCAGUUAGUAAAUCAAUUUAUGAAAGGGAAUUCAAGAAAACAAAAUUAAAAUUUAAGUUGAGAAAAGCGGACACUUGUCAUAAAUGUGAUGUUUUUAAAAUGAAGAUUGAAAUGGAAACUAAUGAUGAAAACAAAAAAAAAUUGAUUGAAGAUCGUGAUCACCAUGUAAAAAAUGCUGAUGAUGCAUAUAAUACUAAAAAAAUUGACAAAGAUAAAUCUAAAUUAGACCCUACAAUCCUUUGUCUAACUUUUGAUUUACAACAAUGCUUGCCAACCCCAUUUCUUGAAACGUCUGUUGCUUUUUAUAAAAGAUUGUAUUGGACUUAUAAUCUUUCUACACAUAAUCUGGCUACUGGUCAGGCAUCUUGUUACUUGUGGCACGAAACAAUUGCUCGAAGAGGUGCUAACGAAAUAGCAUCAUGUAUUUAUAAAGAACUUUCAAAUAUAUCAAAUAAUGUGAAAACAAUAAUACUUUAUUCAGACUCUUGUGCAGGCCAAAACAAAAAUUCAUACUUUUCUUUUUUAACUCCUGGUCACACUCAUAUGGAGUGCGACUCAGAUCACUCGCUAAUAGAAAAACAGAAGAAACAUUCCGCACUUCAAAUUGCACAUCCAAGAGACUGGGCUACACUUAUAAGCUGUACAAACAAAAAGAAACCUUUUCUUGUGCAUGAAAUGGAUCAGGAACAUUUUUUUAAUUUUGAAAAAUUAUUGAAAGGACCUUUAGUAGUACGCAAAAAAGAUGAAAAUGGAAAUAAAUUUGUUUGGCAUGAUGUUGCCUGGUUGCAAUAUAGAAGUAGUAACAUUGGUACAUUAUACUACAAAACAAGUUUAUCUGAAGAUGAACCGUUUAAAAUAGUAAAUCUAAAAAUAAGANUUACUACAAAACAAGUUUAUCUGAAGAUGAACCGUUUAAAAUAUGAUUCUACUGAGAAACAAGAUUAUGAUCCAGAUCUUGAUGAAGAUUUGUCUAUUGAUAAUGAUGAUUAA